Messenger RNA from Clunio marinus, 908 nucleotides. The record is from the annotation of a GenBank genome assembly. Lineage: Eukaryota; Metazoa; Arthropoda; Insecta; Diptera; Chironomidae.
AACGCGUGGCCAUGAACUUUGAAAUUUAAUAAGUAUUACAGUAAUAAAAUUUAUUGUUCAAAACGACUCACAAUUGUAAAGUCAUGACAAUUCUCCUUCCAAACGCGAACUUUAAUUUUAAACCUUUCAGUUUAUUUUAGAAUUUCACCAAAUUAACUUGUAUAUCUGAAAUGUUUAAAAUAUUUUUAUACUGUUUCAUUCAUUCGAUUAUUGGUCAAUCGUUAGCUCAAUAUCCUUUACCGGAAAAUGGAGAUUGUGAUGACCUUUGCAAAUCAAGCUUAAGUGUAAAUGCAAAAGAUGUACUAGGUAUCUGGUAUGUUGCCAAAGGCACACAUCUUUUUGUCACUUCAAGAUGCAUUCGAUUAAACAUUACGAACAUUGACGACAACAGAAACCUCCUUGAAAAAACAGAAACCAUAAUAAGUACUGGAAAAACAAUCAAAACAGAAGCAAUAAUGCACUUCUUUGGAAAUGGAACAUAUGUGAAUAGUUACACAGAAUUGGAAAUUCCUAUGAGAUUCGAAAUAUUUCAUGUGUCAGAUCAAAGUUUAGCUUUGGUUCUUUGUCGUGAAUGUGGUUUCUUCUCAAAAAAUGGGUCAGGAAUUUUUCUUGAAAUAUUGACAAGAUUGCCGUAUCCAAAAUGUGAAUUGGUAGAUGAAAUGUAUUCAACAAUGAGUGGAUGCGGAGUUCCCGAAGAUGCGAUGGUACGCGUAGAUCAAUCAGAUUGUAACAAUAGUUGCUCUUAAACUUCUCCUUAAUUGAUAUUAUUACAACAUUUGUAUAUUCAUUUAAAUUUUUUAUUUCGUUAAUACUUUUAAAAAUAAACGUGGCAUUUAAUUUUAAAACUAAAAUUAUUGCAGUUAUAAAAUGUUAUCAAUCGAAAUGAAACACAAUUUAAAUCACGAUAA